AUGUCUGGAGCGAUCUUCACACCCCUGGAGGGCCCCGUAGCACUGGACUCGGCUGGCGGGCACCCUCUCGUGUGUUCCCUGUGCCACUCGCAGUACCAGCGCCCCUGCCUACUGGAUUGUUUCCACGGCUUCUGCAGUGGCUGCCUGCGAGGCCGGGCCGUCGACGGGCGUCUGUUCUGCCCCCUGUGCCAGCUCCCCACGGUGGUGAAGGGCUCCAGCGGGCUCCCUCCGGUGGAUCGGCUGCUCCAGUUCCUGGUGGACAGUUCGGGCGAUGGCACAGAGCUGGUGCGAUGUGCCAACUGUGACCUGGAGUGCACCAAGCAGGACGCCGAGACCACGUACUUCUGCAACACGUGUGGGCAGCCUCUGUGUGCGCGCUGCAGGGAGGAGACGCACCGGGCACGCAUGUUCGCACGCCACGACAUUGUGGUCCUGGGUCAGCGCAGCCGUGACGUGCUUCCCAAGUGUGCGCUGCACGCUGAGCCUUACAUCAUGUUCUCCACCGACAAGAAGUCGCUGCUGUGUAUCCGCUGCUUCCGGGACAUGCAGGGGGAAAGUCGGGCGCACUGCGUGGACUUGGAGUCGGCCUAUGUGCAGGGCUGCGAGAGACUGGAGCAGGCGGUGCUGGCAGUGAAGGCCCUGCAGACGGCCACUCGCGAGGCCAUUGCGCUGCUGCAGGCCAUGGUAGAGGAGGUAAGGUGCAGCGCAGCCGAGGAGGAGGCGGCCAUCCAUGCCCUGUUUGGCAGCAUGCAGGACAAGCUGGCAGAGAGGAAGGCACUGCUGCUCCAGGCUGUGCAGAGUCAGUAUGAAGAGAAGGACAAGGCCUUCAAGGAGCAGCUGUCCCACCUGGCCACUCUGCUGCCCACCCUGCAGGUCCACCUGGUCAUCUGCUCCUCCUUCCUCAGCUUGGCCAACAAGGCGGAGUUCCUGGACCUGGGUUAUGAGCUGAUAGAACGGCUGCAGGGCAUUGCGACGGGCCCGCACCGCCUCCGACCUGCACAGAGCAGCAAGAUCUCCAGCGACCACCGCGCCGAGUUUGCCCGCUGCUUGGAGCCACUGCUGCUACUGGGCCCACGGCGGGCAGCGGGGACCGGGGUCGCCCCCAAUACGCUGGCAGGGGUCCCAGGCCCUACGGUGCUGAUGGGGCCCAGCUGCCCGUCUCCGGGGGUAAAGCCAUUGGGCUCACCAGUGCAGAAGCCAGCUCUGCACCGCUCCAUCAGCACCAAGGUGCUGCUGUCUGAUGGCGAGGACACGCCCUUCACUGAGCACUGUCGCCACUACGAGGCCUCCUACCGGCGCCUGCAGGCGGAUGUGCAGAACCUGAAGGACCAGGUGCAGGAGCUGCAUCGGGACCUCACCAAGCACCACUCGCUCAUCAAGGCGGAGAUCAUGGGGGACAUCUUGCACAGGGCCCUGCAGGUGGACGCGCAGAUCGCCGCGGAAUACGCGUGUGUGCAGGGCCUGCGCUCCAUCUUCCAGGAGAUCUGGGAGGAAUCCUACCAGCGCGUGGCUAACGAGCAGGAGAUUUACCAAGCCCAGCUCCACGACCUGGCGCGGCUGAAACAGGAGAACGGGUACCUGACCACCAUCACCAAGCAGAUCACGCCCUACGUGCGUUCCAUCGCCAAGGUGAAGGAGCGGCUGGAGCCCAGGUUCCAGGCUCCUGGGGAGGAGCAGGCUGAGAGUCUCCAGAGCAUGGAUGAGGACAGACCGGGGAACCGACAGGGGCCUGUCUCCCUUAGGAGUGAGCUGGGCUGUCUCCCUGAGAAGAGGGAGAGGAUCUCCGAACCCCGAGGAAGCAGCUACCCCGAGCAGCCUCGCUGA
This is a messenger RNA of Suncus etruscus (white-toothed pygmy shrew), 1824 nucleotides long. It is a transcript of the gene RNF207, whose product is annotated as ring finger protein 207. Gene Ontology annotation, biological process: regulation of heart looping; regulation of cardiac muscle contraction. The coding region runs from base 1 to 1824 and encodes 607 amino acids. Gene Ontology annotation, molecular function: zinc ion binding; transmembrane transporter binding; Hsp70 protein binding. NCBI's taxonomy places the organism in Eukaryota, Metazoa, Chordata, Mammalia, Eulipotyphla, Soricidae. Gene Ontology annotation, cellular component: perinuclear region of cytoplasm. The transcript has 17 exons. The record is from RefSeq and is a predicted model, not a curated record.